Prunus mume (Japanese apricot) is the source of this 1742-nucleotide messenger RNA. RefSeq names its product glucan endo-1,3-beta-glucosidase 14-like. Gene Ontology annotation, biological process: carbohydrate metabolic process. Gene Ontology annotation, molecular function: hydrolase activity, hydrolyzing O-glycosyl compounds. NCBI's taxonomy places the organism in Eukaryota, Viridiplantae, Streptophyta, Magnoliopsida, Rosales, Rosaceae. The record is from RefSeq and is a predicted model, not a curated record.
UUUGCAUAAACAGUAAAGUAAAGGCACAGAAAAACUCUAUAAAACCACCCAAACGCCCAAAACCUUAACUCCCUUUGAUCCCUCACAACACAAAACGACAGCCAAAACCCAGUUUUGUUAAUCUUCUCCUUCUUAACCACACUUUGCCUGACACAAAGUCGGCAACUUGAAAGAGAGCAGUGUCAAUGAAAGAGACAGAUUGAAAGGAGUGUUAUUCAUUAAUGCCUUAUGGCAUGCCUGAGGAAGAAGAAGCACUGCAUUGAAUUUGAACCCUUUUUUUUUGUCAGUUUUGCUCUUUGUUUGGUCCUCCUCACCAACCCAUAUCGGGAUCUUUGCCAAAAGUUGAAACCUUUGUUGUUGGCUUUUAUUCCGAGACCAUGAUGAAGAGCUUCUGGUUCUUUGCUCAGUUUCUUCACGUCUUCUUGGUCUUCUCCACUCUAAUUGCCUCUGUGGCAGUACAAGCAUUCACUGGAGCCUAUGGAAUAAAUUAUGGAAGAAUUGCAGAUAACAUCCCUUCUCCUGAUAAAGUUGCUACUCUUCUCAGAGCAGCAAAGAUAAAGAAUGUCAGGAUAUAUGAUGCUGAUCACAGUGUUCUCAAGGCUUUUAGCGGGACUGGGCUUGAUUUAGUCGUAGGACUUCCAAAUGGAUACCUGAAAGACAUGAGUGCCAAUGAGGACCAUGCAAGGGAUUGGGUUAAAGAAAAUGUGCAGGCAUUCCUUCCUGAAACACGCAUCCGUGGGAUUGCUGUGGGCAAUGAAGUAUUAGGUGGGACCGAUUAUGAAUUGUGGGGAGCUCUUUUGGGUGCAGUUAAAAAUAUCUAUAAUGCAAUAAAGGAGCUAGGAUUAACUGAUGUAGUUCAGAUUACCACUGCCCAUUCACAGGCUGUUUUUGCUAAUUCCUUCCCUCCCUCUUCCUGUAUAUUCAGAGAUAAUGUUAAACAGCAAUACAUGAAGCCACUUUUGGAGUUCUUCUCAGAAAUCGGGUCUCCUUUCUGUUUAAAUGCUUACCCAUUCCUUGCCUACAUGAGUGAUCCGGAGAACAUAGAUAUUAAUUAUGCUCUUUUCCAGAAAACUCAGGGGAUUUCUGAUCCAAAGACUGACCUUCAUUAUGAUAACAUGCUUGAUGCUCAGAUUGAUGCAGCCUAUGCAGCAUUGGAAGAUACUGGAUUCAAAAAGAUGGAAGUUAUCAUUACAGAGACAGGGUGGGCUUCGCGUGGGGAUGACAAUGAAGCUGCAGCUACAGUAAAUAAUGCCAGGACAUAUAAUUAUAAUCUACGUAAAAGGCUAGCAAAGAAAAAAGGGACCCCUCUCCGGCCAAAGUCUGUAGUGAAGGCGUAUAUUUUUGCCAUAUUUAAUGAGAACUUGAAACCGGGGCCAACUUCUGAGAGAAAUUUUGGACUGUACAAGCCUGAUGGGACCAUUGCAUAUGACAUUGGGUUUCAUGGACUUGUAUCAUCAUCUGCAGAUUCGUUGCGCUUAUCUUCGAAGGAUAUUGGAGCUCGAGGCUGGUCUCGAUCGCAAUACUUGAUAUUACCAAUCUCUAUGGCAGCAGCAUUUCUUCUGUUUUUGAGAUGAUGAUUGAGCAAACCAGGCAGCAGCAGCAGCAGCAGUCGGAGUUGAUCACGUCUCCUUCAAAAGUACAAACGUAACAUUGAUUCGAAAAUUGUAUGGUAGCAGCUAGCUAUAUUGCUUAUUAAGUUUAUCCAUCAGAGGAAAUGUAUAUCAGUUUUGCUUUUUCUACAA